AUGGAUACACCCCGUCCUGCUGUCUUCCCUCCCCUGCCUCCUUCUGUUGAUGGCACAGUCUGGUCUGCUAAUGUUCUUCGGGCCCAUCAAAUUCUUCACGAUGCGUAUGCCCGUGCCUCGGACUUGUUACGACAGGAAGAUGGAGACCCUCUACGGCUCCGUAUCCACUCGGAACGGAUUCUGAAAAGGAUGAUCCCUAUUCUAGAGGCUUUAGAUCAAGAGGUCGCUGAUGAGCAUUGGAGCUCUGGAUGUGCUCACGCGCUGGCGAAGAUUACUGUAGACUUGGAACGGGCAGCUUUCGCAGCGGAUGGCGUUGAGCAAGCCAAGGUCCACCACUUCAAUCCUGUCACCAUCAUCCGGACUGGGCGCCGUGGGCGUCCUCGGAAGGUUAUCAAUCCCACCUGGCUCAAUGAAGCAAUGUCUACACACCGUAAAAUCAGCAUCCAGAAGCUUGCUGAUCUCCUUGGCAUGCAUCGAAAUGCUGUGAGCAAGCAGCUGAAGCUCUAUGGUGUCUACCAGCGAUUCUCUGACAUCUCCGACAAUGACAUUGAUCUGCUUGUUCGACUCUACAAGAAACAUCGACCGAUGUCUGGUUUGCGCUACGUAAUUGGCUUCCUGAAGAGCCAUGGGCUGAGAGUCCAGAAGCGUCGUCUAUCGAUCGGCGAGAGUACAACGUCCCUCGUCCUAACUAUCUGUGGCAUAUGGAUGGCUACCAUAAGCUCAUACGGUGGGGUGUUGUUGUUCAUGGCAUUGUGGAUGGAUUCUGUCGGAGUGUUGUCGGAAUACAGGUCAACACAAAUAAUCGUGCCUCCACAGUUCUCGACCUGUUUCUUGAUGCAGUUGCAGAGUAUGGGCUACCAUCCAGGGUUCGAGGAGAUCGUGGAGGCGAGAAUUUAG
Molecule: messenger RNA, 897 nt
Organism: Gloeophyllum trabeum ATCC 11539
Lineage: Eukaryota; Fungi; Basidiomycota; Agaricomycetes; Gloeophyllales; Gloeophyllaceae
Exons: 4
Coding region: 1-897 (298 amino acids)
Source: RefSeq, a predicted model, not a curated record